Gopherus flavomarginatus (Mexican gopher tortoise) is the source of this 1680-nucleotide messenger RNA. It is a transcript of the gene WDFY2, whose product is annotated as WD repeat and FYVE domain containing 2. The coding region runs from base 384 to 1388 and encodes 334 amino acids. NCBI's taxonomy places the organism in Eukaryota, Metazoa, Chordata, Testudines, Testudinidae. The transcript is spliced from 14 exons. Gene Ontology annotation, molecular function: metal ion binding; protein binding. The record is from RefSeq and is a predicted model, not a curated record.
CGCGAUCGUGCCCAAGGAGGACGGGGUCAUCAGCGUCUCUGAGGACAGGGGGAAGGGAGCAUUAAACAAAAACUGGAAUUCAUGCCAAAAUUCCGGGAUAACUAGCUUGUGAAGGACAACAAGUGAGAUGCAGAGCAGUUCUGGCAAGCUGGAAAUGUAUGUGCACUUGCUGGCAGCCAGCCUGUACUGGGAACAACUUAACGAUUAUGAACAAAUUUUCCUGCUUUUUCAGACCCCAAACGAUUUCUCAAUUUGGAAUGAAUUAGUCCAAAGGAAGAAAAUAUUCUUUCUACACCGGCGGAAGAUGCUACUGCUGUUAAAAAACUGUCCGUGUGUGGCUGAAGAGAGAGAGUGGACAGUAUUGGCCUAGCAUAUAUCAUGCAAUGCCAUCUCCAUGUUCAUGCUUGUCUUUUAACCCGGAAACAAGAAGGCUGUCCGUAGGUCUAGACAAUGGUUCAAUCUCAGAGUUUAUUUUAUCAGAAGAUUACAACAAGAUGACACCAGUCAAAAGUUACCAGGCUCACCAAGGCAGAGUUAUGAUGAUUCUGUUUGUCCUGGAGAUGGAAUGGGUGUUAAGCACAGGACAGGACAAGCAAUUCACAUGGCAUUGCUCGGAGAGUGGGCAGCGGCUCGGAGGGUAUCGCACCAGUGCGGGGGCCUGUGGCCUGCAAUUUGAUGUUGAGACCCGACAUGUGUUUAUAGGUGAUCAUUCUGGGCAGGUGACCAUUCUCAAACUAGAGCAAGUGAACUGCAGCCUUGUCACAGCAUUUAAGGGACAUACAGGUGGUGUCACUGCUCUUUGUUGGGACCCAGUGCAACGAGUUUUGUUCUCAGGCAGUUCAGAUCAUUCCAUUAUUAUGUGGGACAUAGGAGGAAGAAAAGGAACAGCCAUUGAAUUACAAGGACACAACGAUAAAGUUCAGUGUCUCUCCUAUGCUCCCCACACAAGACAGCUCAUCUCUUGUGGUGCAGAUGGUGGAAUUGUUAUCUGGAAUAUGGAUGUUGAGAGACAGGAGACACCAGAGUGGUUGGACAGUGACUCCUGUCAAAAGUGUGACCAGCCUUUCUUCUGGAAUUUUAAACAGAUGUGGGACAGUAAGAAAAUAGGCCUCAGACAGCAUCACUGCCGGAAGUGUGGGAAAGCAGUGUGUGGCAAAUGCAGCUCUAAGCGCUCCUCCAUACCACUGAUGGGAUUUGAGUUUGAAGUGAGAGUCUGCGAUAGCUGUCACGAAUCAAUAACGGAUGAGGAACGUGCACCCACAGCCACUUUCCAUGACAGUAAGCACAACAUUGUCCAUGUACACUUCGACGCAACCAGGGGAUGGUUAUUGACUUCCGGGACAGACAAGAUUAUUAAGUUGUGGGAUAUGACACCAGUAGUGUCUUGAUGAUACGUCGGUGGAACUUAAAAGGCGGUAUUUACUGAAGAAACAGAUUUCCUAACCCUAAUCGUAUUGCAGAAGAUAAAAUGCUGUGUGUAUAUGGCAGAUAAGGAAGGAGCUAACACAUCUGUGACGAUUUUUCAAGUCAUCGGCUAGAUCAAUGGUGAACAUUUGCACGAAGACUCUAUUUCAACUUUGUUCUCAAAAUAUCCGAGAAGGUAUUUUUUUAACUAACGGUUUGUACGAUCUGGCUGUGUUCAGUUAUUUUGAGUUUAUCUGGAAAAUCUGUAUGCAGGGC